Orbicella faveolata is the source of this 2402-nucleotide messenger RNA. RefSeq lists its product as uncharacterized. NCBI's taxonomy places the organism in Eukaryota, Metazoa, Cnidaria, Anthozoa, Scleractinia, Merulinidae. The record is from RefSeq and is a predicted model, not a curated record.
GACUUAAAUUUUGUCAAAUGAAAGGAAGGUGAAGGUGGGAAGUAACCUUCAGCUAUUCAUUACCUGUCUCUCCUGGUCACGGUAUUGUGAGCUGACUGGUGCCCAUGGUCAGUACUUGUUACAUUAAUUAACUUUUUUUGUGUUGUUUCCCAACAUCACAAUGUACCAAAACGCUUUGAGACUUCAACCUAUAUCCAAAUUCGGUUUCAGUAUCAAUCUUUAAGCAAUGGCAAGAUUUCUGGUUACUUUUUCUUGAUAAUUAUUUCUUGUUUCUCGAAUUGUCUUUGUAAUUAACUCGUUUUGGUCGAUGGGACAAUUACCAGAGAAUAAUUAGUUGACGCAUGAAAGAAAAUGAUUGGGUCAUUCCACCCUUAACUCGCCUCUAUGGUGUGGUUCACAAUUCUAAUUGGUUUUGUGCCAUGUGGCGUGGUUUCUAUUAUUUAUGGCCAGUUUUAAAAACCUCGACUUUUAACCACUAAAGGGGAUUUUCAUCACGGCGUCCCGCUGAUCAGGAUAUCAAAACCAGUCGGUAAGUUUUAGUACAGACCUCAUCACGUAACGUAAUGUUAACAAAAGUAUAUUGCUUAAACACUGAGACAAAAUUGUACACAUGUAAGCUACAUCAGUAUGACAAAAUGUGAUAAAAACCACUUUAAAUACGAGCAGUAGACGACGAAAAAAGUUGGAAUAAACGGUUGAAAUUGUAAGUUAUAGUUUUAGGGGACAUGAAAUGGCACGCAGUACAUUUUCUGAUAUUAGUCAAGUUAACGUUGACAGUGGUUGUAGACAAUUUUUGAUACAAAAUCAAGUCAUGAACGAAUAAGUUCUGAGUUUAAAAUACACUUAUUUGAAUCAAUCAUCUACUGGAUUGGUGUUUGUACAUGUGUUUAACCCUUCCUUUUGUAGCCAUUGAUUCGAUUUCUAAAUAUGUUUUAAGUUUUGACUGUUAUUCUAAUUUGAUUCCCUUCCAAGCAAGAAAAGAGUUCUUACCGAAAUUUCGAGUCUAACUCCCUCUUUCCUUGGAGCAGUUUUAAGUUCAUCCUUUUUCACUGGUAUCCAGUGUCAAGGAAAUAGAUCAAUUUUUUCAAUAGUGUCAGUUUUCAACUAGGCAUUGCUUUCUUUUGUCAGCUUUCAACAGAAAACCCGCUGUAGUAAGCAAUAUCAGUUAACCUAUGGUAUUGUGCCAUGUCUUGUAUUUCUGCCACCUUAGAAAAAAAGCUGUGAGACAAGAGGAACAAGAUGUUGAGAAAAGCGAUCAUUGUACAGGCUCUGGUAUUAACAUUGCAGAUAUUUCUGCCUUGCAUUGUGCACGGAUCACGGUCUUACGGAUGCAUGGAAGGACGUUGUGCCAUGGACAAUUGCCGAAAUGCGCCGGGAAAUCGACAGUCCACUUACUGUUAUAUAGCAGCUGAUUCGGCCGGGAAUUAUCUCCGAUGUGGUGGAAGGGAGGACUGCAGAGGAGCAGCUCAAAGCUGGGGAAAUUGCAAGGCGUUCUCGUGUUUUAGUAAUCGCGCUCCUAGUCCGUACAGAAGUCGCAGCAAAACGUGUGAGAGCAUGAACAGAAAGAAGGUCGGUGAGUUGCAGGAAGAGUGCAGAUCCUUCAGUUUUGAAAAAUGGACAAGAGACUACGACAAACCUGGUAAAAUAGUGAAAAAGUUCGAGCCCUGCGUAGGUUCUCUCAUCGAGGACGAAGCAAAGAAAGUCAUCAAGUACUGCUUCUGUUACAACUCCUGUGGGAAAAGUCAAGCGGAAAGUGACGCCUGUACAUUUACAGGAUUAGAUCGAAGAUUAGACUUUGAAGCCAACACAGCGUCGACUUACGAGGCAAUAUGCAAGAUAGAUUGCGAACCCACCGACAAGUAUAAAUUCUUGGCGAGACUUAAACACAACAAGCCAAAUAAAGCUAGUCUAAAAGUAACAAUCACCAAGGGAACGUCAUCGUCCAGGACUACAUCAUCUGGAGGAAGUACCAGCUUUACUGUGUCCGCUGAACUGGGCGCCUCCAUACUUAAAAUAUUUUCAGCGAAACUUGGCCUCUCAGCGACCACGGGAUUCGACUGGAGCAGCAGCUCCAGCUCCACCAGUGUUGAGGAAGUGAAGCAUGAAGUCAGCGUGGAGGUGAAUCCCGGCGACGAAGUACUUGUGUACCAGGUUGUUGGCGAGUGUGAGAAUUCUGAUGGUACCAAGUACACUCUCAAGACAGGAAGAUACGAGACCAAAGGCAAAAGUGGCGAAACACUGGGAACUUCUGAGAUACCUCCUGAGGAAGGAUCUAAAUGGGUAUAAAUUCUAUUAAUAAGAAUUUUCUGCAAUACCACACUUGGUAUCAUAUACCAUGAGAUACAUAUAAAAUGGAAUGAUUUUCAUGGCUAAUGGUCAUUAAAAUACUUCAAUGAAACUAA